Cicer arietinum (chickpea) is the source of this 3082-nucleotide messenger RNA. The record is from RefSeq and is a predicted model, not a curated record. Lineage: Eukaryota; Viridiplantae; Streptophyta; Magnoliopsida; Fabales; Fabaceae.
CUUGAAAAUUGAGAGGAAAUUUAAUAUUUAUUAGAUUAUUUGAAGUUAAAGUGCUUCUCGCCGCCUCACGCUUCACUCUCACUCUCACGUACGAGAUUGGGGAUGGAAUCGGUUUUAGGGUUUUGAUACAUACCUUCCACGUGCCCAUUUCGAAGAUCUACUUUCACAAAUUGCUUUUGUAGUGGUUUCCAUUUUUAUUAAUUGGCUGAUAUGUAAAUGCAAAUGCAAAUGCAAAUGCAAAGUUAUUUUGUUACAAAGAAUGGCAAUUGUUAUGCAAUGCUGACUUGCAAAGUUAAUUUGUUUCAAAGAAUGGCAAUAGUUGAUGCAAUGCUGACAUGCAAAGGUGACACACCAUUAAAGGUGGUUGUCUUUUAUACAAAGAAGAAGAACUUACUGAUAUGCUGAUUUGCAAAGCUAAAGGUGAUCUACUUAUUCUUUAUAUUUUCGUUUAUUUUCUUUGCUUCAUUCAUGUGGCUAGGUAGUGUAUAAAUAGAACAUAGAUCAGUAUCAAUUAUCAUUCUCAUAACACCCUCGUUGCACUAUCAUUCUCUCUUUCUCUAUUCUAUUUAUAUUUCAAUUUUCACUUCACCUAUUCCACCACCAUCUCCAUUAGACCAGAAAUAACCAUAAACAAAGAUGCAGUUCAUCUACAUUACACUGCUGUUGUUGGCCAGCAUUGCGGCACCUACUGUGUGCACCACUUACCUUCCUCUAAAACCGGUCAUUCCACUCAACCACCGCGUUAAGAUUGACACAUUGAUAGCUCGCGACAGAGUUCGCCACUCAAGAAUCUUGGGUGGUUUUGGCGUCAGCUUCACAGUCCAAGGGAUCGCUGAUCUAAACUCCUUUGGUCUGUAUACCACACAAGUAAAGCUUGGAUCUCCACCUAGGGAGUUUACUGUUCAAAUUGAUUCCGGAAGUGACGUCUUAUGGGUUAACUGUAAUCCUUGUACCGGUUGCCCUCAUUCCAGUGGACUUGGGGUCUGGAUUUUCAAUUUCCAUCAUUGCUUUUUUACUAUACACAUACUUAUUUGUGGUGUAGUGUUUAUUUUGUUGCCUUUGGAACCAAGGUAUAGAUUUGGAGCUCAACAUUUGUUGCUUGUUGCGUUGUAUUGUAUACAGAUUAAGCCUAAUUUUUUUGACACAACUAGUUCAUCCACGGCUGCACUAGUACAUUGCUCGGACCCAAUAUGCCCUAUCACGGUUCAAGGUGCGCAAGUUAAAUGCUCUCGUAAGGUUAAGCAUAAUCAGUGCAGCUACAACUUUCAGUUUCAAGAUAAGAGUGCUACCUCUGGUGUCUAUGUCUCUGAUGACAUGUAUUUUGACACGAUCAAGCAGUCUUCUCUGACUAGUGUUAACUCUUCAACCACUAUUUUUUUUGGGUGUAGCACCUAUCGAUUUGGAGGUUUGACUGAGACAGCCAGAGCAUUUGAUGGAAUCUUUGGGUUUGGCCCUAGUGAUGUAUCAGUUGUAUCCCAAUUGUCAUCACAAGGAAAAACACCCAAAGUUUUCUCUCACUGUUUGAAAGGAGAUGGAAAUGGAGGAGGAAUUCUAGUUAUUGGUGAAAUUGUGGAGCACAAUAUUGUUUAUAGUCCAAUGGUCCCAUCACAGCUUCAUUAUGUCUUAAAGGUGAUAUUUUUAUUAAUUGGCUGAUAUGUAAAUGCAAAUGCAAAGUUAAUUUGUUACGGCAAUAGUUGAUGCAAUGCUGAUUUGCAAAGUUAAUUUGUUACAAAAAAUGGCAAUAGUUAUGCAAUGCUGACUUCAAAGUUAAUUUGUUGCAAAGAAUGACAAAUAGUUAUGGAAUGCUGACUUGCAAAGUUAAUUUGUUACAAAGAAUGGCAAAUAGUUAUGGAAUGCUGACUUGCAAAGUUAAUUUGUUACAAAGAAUGGCAAUAGUUAUGCAAUGCUGACUUGCAAAGUUAAUUUGUUACAAAGAAUGGCAAUAGUUAUGCAAUGCUGACUUGCAAAGUUAAUUUGUUACAAAGAAGGGCAACAGUUAUGCAAUGCUGACUUGCAAAGUUAAAUUGUUACAAAGAAUGGCAAUAGUUAUGCAAUGCUGACUUGCAAAGUUAUUUAGUUACAAAGAAUGGCAAUUGUUAUGCAAUGCUGACUUGCAAAGGCGAGUCUUUGUCCUUCAUUGCUAAUUUGAUCAGAAUCUCCAAUUGCUUUAACAAAUGUAUCACACUCGCUUUGCAGUUAAUUUGUUACAAAGAAUGGCAAUAGUUAUGCAAUGCUGACUUGCAAAGUUAAUUUGUUAGAAGAAUGGAAAUAGUUAUGCAAUGCCGACUUGCAAAGUUAAUUUGUUACAAAGAAUGGCAAUAGUUAUGCAAUGCUGACUUGCAAAUUAAUUUGUUACAAAGAAUGACAAUAGUUAUGCAAUGCUGACUUGCAAAGUUAAUUUGUUACAAAGAAUGGCAAUAGUUAUGCAAUGCUGACUUGCAAAGUUAAUUUGUUACAAAGAAUGGCAAUAGUUGAUGCAAUGCUGACCUGCAAAGGUGACACACCAUUGAAGGUGUCUUUAAUAGAAAGAAGAAGAACAAGAAGUUAGUGAUAUGCUGAUUUGCAAAGCUAAAGUAUAGAUAUUUUUCCUUCGAUCAACUUUAACUUUGCGGGUGGAGCGUCCAUGGUUCUAAAACCAGCACAAUACCUUGUGCGCCAUGAUUUCAUGGUUCUAUGCCUGUCAACAUCUCUAUGAUCCGGAGCAAGAAUAAAAACAUAAAUUCAAGAAUAAAACGAUCGAGUGCCAGCAGCUUAGAGAUAAGGAUUCUCUGCACGUUAUUACAUGUAACCUUUGUUGCUUUUCUUAUGCACAUAAUAUAUUUAUCAUGAAGGAAAGAUAUGAUAUCUAUUGUGCUAGAAAUAAAUAAUUUAUGAAUGUACAUUUUCAUUUGAGAAGUUUGGGAGGCUAAUGAAACAAAUGACUAGGAUGAGUGGAUAUGUAAAGAGAGAUGAAAUUAACACUGUCUGCAUUCUCUCAUUGAGUGAAUCCAACCACAUAUAAUUUAUUGUGAUGUGCCAGAUUAAUUUUAUUUGUUAUACUAUAUGAUCCACUCUUAGUACAAAUAAAUAUGAUAAUAACUAA